CGUUUUGAAAUCCAUUCAGAGAUUAUCCAACUGGUGUGCACAUAUAAAGCACUUACUUCGUGUACGAUACACCCCAUCUUCGAGCGAUUCUAGGAGUUGAUCAGCCAUAGCCCCAACCACUCAUCUACCAAAGGAACAAAGGAGCAAACGGCGCAUCCUGAUUGAUUGCUCCAGAGAAGCACCUGAAUCGAACAUGGCCAUCAUUCGGAGCGUCUUUUAUGCUUUUUAUGCAAUCAUAUUCGCCAUCGGACUGCCAAGCAAUAUGGUCAUUUUGGCGGUGUACGCUGCAAAGAGGAAAAAGAACGGAACAGAUGUAUUCAUCAUGGGCCUGUCUAUCACCGAUUUACUCUCCUCGAUGAUAUGCCUGCUUAAAUUCAAGGUAUGGGUCGCCAGUGACAUCUUUUGCAAAAUCAAAUGGUUUAUUGACGGAUCGUUUAUAGGUCAUCAGUGGAUGAUGACAGUAGCUAUUAGCAUUGACCGUUACUUAGCGGUGUGUUUUCCCGUUCACCGUCGGCCGAAGGUUCGUCAAGCCAUCAUCAUUGUCGCCAUCGCUUAUAUGUUAACUUUUACGACGAUGAUACCAUGUAUUCCGGCGAUACAUUACGUUGAACUCAUCGAAGACUGCAUGUACAGGUCAGACCUCGAAUGGUUCAAAAAGUUUGAUAAAUACUUUGGACAAGGGUACAUCAUUAGCAUUAUCUGCACGUCAUCCUUAUUCUAUUGUCGGACCAUUUUUGCCCUUCGUCGCCUGUCAAAGGUUCACGCAAGACUUGUUGGCAAUCCAUCUAGCAAAUCGGCACUUCCAAGUGCCUCUAAGAAUUCUUUGCACCUUGCACAAACCAAUAUCAACAACUCUGGAGAGACCGCAUCAUGUGAACGGAUACCUAAUCAGAAAUCAGAUGUUGAUAUUGGGCUUGGCAAGCCCAACCACCAAACAGAUCAACCAACUGUUUACCCGGUUCCGGGAAGCACUUUAUCUGGAUGCAUCGAUACAUCUUUGAACAUCCCGCCAAAAGAAGCAUCUCUGCUUGCAACUACAAACGAGUCCUCUACAAGUCAAGGAUCACAAUGCAAUCUGGAAACCGUCUCUGGCAAACAUAUUGAUGUGCCUGGUCCUACCACUUCGACAGGUUCAGCAUCGGUGGUCCCCAACGCUCCAUCAUCACAGAUGGCAAUAGACCGUGGUGAUCAGAAUGACAAAAAAGACAGCCGUCUGUCAGAAAAGAAAUUGACGGCAACACUCUGUGUCAUUACCAGUAUUCAGCUCAUGAGCAUGAUACCGUUAGUCAUCGGUAGAUAUAUACCCAUUGAAACGCGGCAAGCAUUCAUGAGCAGAUCUAACGCACAUCAUACCAUUUAUGCCAUUAUCUUUCGCCUGUAUGAAGUCAACUCGUUCAUCAAUGUGUUUGUUUAUUGGCGAUUGAACAAGGUUUUCCGUCACGAUUGUAAAGUUGUAUUCGGACGCAUUUGGCAGGUAGUCUUCAACAAGUAGGCCGUUGGAGUAUAAUUGUAUCGACACUAUACCAGACUCCUCGGUCGGCCUACCCCUGCAAUGGCCGUAAGACGCCAUUUGCGAUAUAAAGUCUAGUAUUUAACAAAAUCGUAGAGGUUUCUACUUUGUUCAGUUCAGUUCAGUUCAAUUCAUUUAUUUUCUCAGCAUAAAAGAAAAAUAUAUAUAUACAAUAUGUACAUGAAUGACAAAUAAUAUCAGAGAAAAUUGGAAACUACAGAAAAGUUUAUAAAUACUUGAACAAGUCUAGGGUGUUCGCGGAAUCGUAUGAUAACCAUACAAUCAAAGUUUGUCGCUCUCGCGAGGUCGUAUGAUCGAGAUGAUGUUGAAAAUGCGAUUAGUUUAAGGACUCCGUACGAUCAUCGUAAGCCAAGCUUGCCCCACGCUUAUUUUUUGUCUUUAUAGUAUAUUCUAUUGUUGUUGUUCUAAUGAUAUAAGAUCGAGAAAUGAAUACUCCUUGUAGGAUUUCUUUAUGCGUAUGUAAGUAAGGAUCAGGAAUCGUUCCUAUACACUACAAAACGUGCUCAGUAGAAGCUCAUAAUUUUGCAACGUUACAAUGUAUAUAUAUCAGCAUCAUAGGAGCUUAAAGGACAAGUCCACCCCAACGAAAAGUUGAUUUGAAUAAAAAGAGAAAAACCCAACAAGCAUAACGCUGAAAAUUUCAUCAUAAUCGGAUGUAAAAUAAGAAAGUUAUGACAUUUUAAAGUUUUGCUUAAUUUCCAAAACAGAUACAUGCACAUCCUGUUCGGUAUGCAAAUGAGGAGACUGAUGACGUCAUCCACUCACUAUUUCUUUUGUAUUUUAUAAUAUGAAAUAUGAAAUAUUCUUAUUUUCUCCUCAUUGUCAAGUGAAACAACGGUUAAUUUCUCCCUGAACAUGUGGAAUUAGCAUUGCUCAAGACUGUAUGGUUCACUCAAGUUGGUCCUCAUUGUCAAAUCCAUAAAAAAAAUGAAAUAUUGUAUGAUUCAAACAAUAGAAAACAAAAGAAAUAGUGAGUGAAGGACAUCAUCGACUGUCUCAUUUGCAUGUCACUGAAUUGUGCAUAUCAUUGUUUUGUGAAAAAUUAGCGAAACUUUAAAAUGUCAUAACUUUCUUAUUUUACAUCCGAUUUUGAUAAAUUUUUCAGCAUUAUGCUAGUUUGAUUUUUCUCUAUUUAUUCAAAUGAGCAUUUUACUGGGGUGGACUUGACCUUUAAUAACUCGGUAGGCCUGGUGCAAAUUUUUUUAAAUCCAAAAUCACCUUUUUAAAUCUCUUGUUGAAUUCAUCCAAAAUUCUGGGAUUUAUGAUGAUCAAGUAUUCUUCAGUUACACUUCUGUAAUUAAGGAAUUCAAAGAGAAUCUCCCAUUGGACAUUAUUUUGUAACAUUCACACAUAUGGUACAAACUCUAGGAGGCCGUAGAAAGAACUCUAUUACACGCGAUAAGCAACCAUUCAGUAUCAUCAUCAUCUUCUUCUUCGAAUCUUCAGCUCUGUUCUGUUAAUGUACAGUAUGUGCGCAAUAAGACUGCCCUCAUUCACGAUUUCAUCUGUGACAGCAAAGUUGACUUAGUUGCCAUUGCAGAAACUCAAUCAUCAUCAACGAAGUGGUCGCCGUGGCGGCGGGACUGGCCCUGUGUUUAGAGAGACAAUUGAUGUCCGUAUGGCAGCUGCUGGUGAGAAGAACUCUUGAGUUUGCUGAAUAUCUUGUCUCGUUACAGCCAUUUCAUAUACAAUUAAUUAAUAUUUGAAGAGCUCACUUGCAAAAGGGGUUAGGUCCAUUUUUCAUCAAAUUUUAUUUUUAUGUCUUAAUGUAUAGAUUUUUAGUAGCUCUAUAAGAUGAUACCAAAGAAAAGCUGAAAUUCAUAUUAAAAAGUGAACUAAAAUGGCAAAGAAAAUCACUUUUUUUCAAAAGGGGUUAGGUCCAUUUCAGUUUAGUUGCAAAAGGGGUUAGAUCCACCCGGUUUUUUUUUGGAAAAGAAUAUCUUUAAAAAUAUGAAGACAGGUAGAUUUUCUCUUAUACCCAAUUUUAUGUUCUCAUGGUAGGGUAUCAUGAAAAUUCAGUUUCGCAUAAGAAUAUUGCAAUAUGGGAGAAUUAAAAAAAUUAUUUUCUUGGAGUGGACCUAACCCCUUUUGUAACUGAACUCUUCUGAAGAACUCAUUUGUCAAAAAGGGUAAGGUCCAUUUUUCAUAAAUUUUAUUGUUUUCUGUCUCUAAACCUCUAAAUUUUUAGUCACUCUGAUGAUACCAGAGACAAUUUGAAAUUCAAAUGAAAACGUGAAUGAAAGUGGCAAAGAAAAAUCACCUUUUUAAUCAAAAGAGAUUUGAUUUAUUUCAGUUUAGUUGCAAAAGGGGUUAGGUCCACAAUGAUAUUUCUUUAAAAAUAUAUAGAAAAAAAUUGAAGACAGGUAGAUUUCUUUUAUACCCAAUUUUAUGUUCACAUGAUAGGGUAGUACAUCAUGACAAUUUAGUUUCUCAUAAGAAUAUUGCAAUAAGUGAGAAUAAAAAACAUGGUUUUUCUCGGAAUGGUCCAAAGUGGACUUAACCCCUUUUGCAACUAAACUCUUCAUUUACAGACCACCAUACUCAGAAUCUCAUCCUGUAACAGUUUCAUCAUUCAUAUCAAGUUUAAUGAUUACAGCCAAUGUCAUUUGUUGUCUUAUCUCCCAUUGCUUAUUGUUGGAGAUUUUAAUAUCUGUGUGGAUACUGUCAAAGCAGCUAUAGAGGCAAGAUCUUUCUCGGAUCUGCUUGUAUGAGUCUCUUUUUUGCACACAACUGGUUAAUUUUAAUCCUUUUAAUACACAUGUUCAUGGUCAUACCCUUGACUUGAUGAUCUUGAUGACCACACAGUUCUCUUUUGUGCGAUCAUAAUUAUUCCUACUAUGCACUCUUAACUCAUACAAACCUCUACUGCCUUCUAAAGUAAUGUAAUACCGUAGGCUUGGAGUAAUUUAUAUUGAUGCGAUGAAGCUUGAUAUAGCAAUCUUCUAUAUAUAAUCUUCGCAAACUACACCUUGUGAUCUUGAGGAAUUGGUCUCAUUAUAUGAUGUAAUACUAAAAAGUAUCUUAGAUAAAUAUGCACCUGUCGUAACUAAUUAAUAAAGUUGUUCUGCGACCCCAAGUACCUUGGUUCACUGAUAAUGUAAAGAUCGCAAAAAUACAGAAAAGGAAAGCUGAAAAGCGUUGGGCGGAGAAUGAUUGGAACACGUAUAAGUCACUUCGCAAUCACAUGUUGCAUAAUAGGUCCAUGGUUAAAUGAUGCUCGUAGAAUCCAUCACAAUGAUUUAAUUACUGAAAACGAAGGUGAUCAAAAACAGUUAUUUCGUGUUGUGAAGUCUUUGUUGAAUAUUGCGAACAAGCAACCUGUAAUACCAUACAUUAUUGACAAAGAGGGCUUUGUCGAUGGAUUUAGGCAAGUUUUUUUUUCAGAACAAAGUAAUACAGAUCCAUGAAAAUAUUGAGUCAAGAUUGAAUGCAAGUAGCAAUCCACAGACAAAUUAUCUUCAGGUUUCCUCCCAUGAUGUACUCGACUUUAAUAACUUUUCUCUUCUUUCAGAACAUGAUGAUAGGAAACUUAUAACCAAGUUCAGCAAAAAGUCUUGUGCAUCGGACCCAAUGCCCACAAAGAUUCUUUUACAGUGUGUGGACACACUGAUUCCCACCAUCACAUCUCUAAUUAAUCUCCCAUCAAUUGCCUUCUGGUCAUUUUCCUUCGCAAUGGAAAACUGCUAUAAUUAAACCAUUAUUGCAAAACACCUGGUUUGGAAACAAAAAAUUGUAAUCUUCGGCCUGUUAAAGUUACAAAUAUUUGAAAAUUGAGACAGUUUCUUAACACAUUCAAUCAAGUAAAUACCAAAGUAAUUUUUUAACAGGGUAGUGAACGAGGCCACCCUAGCCUGCAUGAGGGGAGUUCACUUAAUUUGACAGUCCGGACCUUUCGUUUGAGGACGCGCACGCUUAUUUACGACGUUAGUUGAUUUUGGAAGAGACUUUUUGGGCCCGUCAUCAUGGUCGUCCUGCAAUGCAAAUUGUGUGACAUGAGAUUUUUUUUUCGUUUCGCAUCUGCGACGGAAACAUUCAAUAUGCGUUUCGUGUGCAAAAUUUUGGUUGCUACUAUGGUAACAGCGAUAUAUCUCGUUGAGGACGACUUUCCAAAGCCACAUUUGACUCCUCCUAGAGCUCGAGAGGCCGCCCGGGGGGCCCACUUCCAUUGAUUAGUGGAUCCCAGGAGCGACCACGCGUAAAAGGGGACAGAGUGGGCAGGUACGUUACGUAUAGGCCUAUGUAACGUUAUAAGGGUGUCAAAACGAUGUUUAAAAUGCUGACAAAAAAGGGAUAUCCAAUACUUGUAGGGUUUCACAAGCCAAAUUCUUGUUAAGAGAUGCAUUUUCAUAA
Molecule: messenger RNA, 5881 nt
Organism: Lytechinus pictus (painted urchin)
Lineage: Eukaryota; Metazoa; Echinodermata; Echinoidea; Temnopleuroida; Toxopneustidae
Exons: 1
Coding region: 194-1492 (432 amino acids)
Biological process (GO): neuropeptide signaling pathway
Cellular component (GO): plasma membrane
Molecular function (GO): neuropeptide receptor activity
Source: RefSeq, a predicted model, not a curated record